This is a messenger RNA of Xiphophorus maculatus (southern platyfish), 1925 nucleotides long. RefSeq names its product NudC domain containing 1 (gene nudcd1). The transcript is spliced from 10 exons. The record is from RefSeq and is a predicted model, not a curated record. NCBI's taxonomy places the organism in Eukaryota, Metazoa, Chordata, Actinopteri, Cyprinodontiformes, Poeciliidae. Bases 116 to 1873 code for a protein of 585 amino acids.
GGGGCUCCGUGUGGAAACAGGAAAACGUGAAUCUUUCGCAUCACCAACGUUGUUCUGCAGCAGUUCUGUUUGAGUUCUGUUUGGGUUCUGUUUGGGUUCCGGCUGGACGGAAGUCAUGGCCGCAGCGAACUACAGUCUGAAGGUGAACCGAGACCUGCUGGACCCGAACUUUGAGAGCUACCGGCUGUCUCUGGACCCCAUCCCGACCUACACCGUGGAGCUGGACGCGGCGGUGGAGGAGCUGCAGCUGAAGGACGCUCACUACACCCUGGAGCACCUGCGGGCGUUCGGCAUGUUCAACCAUCUGCAGCUGGACCCGUGGUACCAGGACAGCGUUCUGUUUGUGGACUCCAGAGGACGGGUUCUGAGCCUCAGCGUGACCCUGGAUACGGCUCUGGGGAAGCCUAAAGAGGUCUUCAGCUUCGGUUCCGAGACCGGCCGGGCCGAGGACCGGCUCUGCGCCUCCAUCAGCCUCACCUCGGCCACCUGGGCGGCGCUGUCUGACGGCGCCGGGCGGCUGCUGCUCCUCCGCACCGGCAGGAGGGGAGACGGCGGCCACUGCAGGUGGGAGGUUCUGUUCAGCGACCACUUGGGGGAGCCGUUCACCAUCCUGCACAGCGUCUCUCACGUUCAGGGUGGCUGUCACGCCGUAGAGGUGCUGCUGCUGCGUGUCCAGAAGGAGCCGCUGGAGUCCACAGGAAGCGGCUACUCGGUGUCCCUGGAGUGGGUCACGGUGGGCGGCGGCGCCGGACCCGGGCAGGAGAGGAAGUACGAGGUGAGGAAGAGGAGGGUCCUGAGAGGAAAGUCGGUGCCGCACUACGCCGCCGUGGCGCCGCGGGGCGAAGGGCUGAUGCUGGCCGCAGAGAAACCGUUUGUCUUCACGCACAUCGAUGGCCGGCCGGUGGAGCCGCCGCCGCCGCCAUCGGAGCUCAGCGAGCUGGAGAAGGCAGAUCCGCUGUACUUCUGGCAGCAGACGGCGGAGGACCUCACCGUCUGCGUCCGCCUUCCUGGGGGCGUGGCCAAGGAGGACGUGAGCUUCCGGCUGACGGCGGACAGCCUGAGCAUCGGGGUUCGGGGCUGCCCCCCAAUGCUGGAAGGUCAGCUGUACGCGUUGGUGGACCCGGAGGCCAGCGCCUGGACCAUCAGCGACAGCAACAGCCUGGAGGUGAGCCUGCAGAAGCUCGGUGAGGGACCCAUGUGGCCGGAGCUGGUGCUGGGGAACAGGACAGGGGAGCUGGUGUUGAGCGACCAGCAGGUGGCGCUCAUCCACGAACGCCUGACCCACCUGACGUCUGAGGACCCGAACGGCGAGCGGGAAAAGCCGCCAUGCAGCUCCCAGGAGCUGGAGGACUGCGACGGUUUCCCUGACGACGGCUUCAGCCUCACGCACUUUGACGGGGAGACGCUCAGCCCGACCCAGGUGGUGAACCUGGGUGGACAUCAGUUUCUGUUCUCCGUGGACGUGGACCCGUCUCAGAUGCCGUGUCUCUGUCUGCGUCACGAUGUCGAUGCCCUGAUGUGGCAGCCGCGUCCGGACCGACCCGGUGACCUCUGGGAGCACAUCGCCACCUUCAAUGCCCUAGGUUACGUCCAGGCGUCCAAGAGGGACAGGAAGUUCUCCACCUGCGCUCCAGAUUUCUCGUUCGCCGCGCUGUGUGAGUGUCUGCGCCGCGUCUUCCUCUACCGCCAGCCGUCGCCCGUGGAAACCGUACUGUUCAACAGGAAGCAGGGCCGCCAGGUGGGACAGGUUGCCAAGCAACAGGUGUCCAGCCUGGACUCGGACAAAGCAGUGCUGGGCUUCAGAGCGUCCAACGAGAGACUGUUUGUCCUCACCUCGUCCCGCCUGUUUGUCCUCAAGGUCGACAAUAAGUGAAGAAACCAGAAGGAAACUUUUGAUUCAAUAAAACUAAAAUAAAAUAAUCCGA